AUGGCUGUCGCUAUAUCACCGUCCGACUGCUCGAACCCGUACCUGUUUGGUGUUGCUAAUUCUUGGGAGACUUCAUCUUCUGGGCCACUUUCUAUGGUUGACGUUAUGUCUUACCAUUAUCCACCACUGCACUCCAAUGAUAAUGAGAUGGGAAUGCCGCCGCCUCCGAGCUUUAUACCCUCAUACACAAUUCCUUCACAGCAACUUUCGUCUUUACCGACGGUUGAUCAGCAAGCUUCUCUACUGAGCCAACAGCAUGGUAUAGAAAUGAAGGGGGUACACUCAGCACCAAAUAGUGUUUCUUUACUUGCUACGGAGGCCGACGAGCAGCAGCAACAAAAUGGAAGCGUGGGCGAGAAGAAAAGGAACAAAUUAGGCUACCACCGUCACUGUCGGCGUCGGAAGAUCAGGUGCAUCGCUUCACCUAAUGAUACACAAGGGAGAUGUAUCAACUGUAUUCGAUUGAAGAAAGAGUGCAGUUUCUUUCCAGUGGACCAAGGGUCUAUCGAUGAUUCACGGGGUAGGCAGGGGUCCAAGGCAUCCACAGGAGCAAAGGGGAACUCAACAACAUCUUCUCCAGCAACUUCCAUUAGCAAACCGGUGGAACAAUCUAAAAAGGCGAAACCAUCAUUCGUUCCAUCGGCAAAAAGGCCGCUCCCUAUUACUGUUCCGACGACGGGAGACGCCACUGGAGCUAUGGGGUUCCAACCUCAGACGAUAGCUUCACUACCAUCUCCCUCAAGUAAGACUCCUGUUGAAACGUCCAACCAGACAUCAGCCAGCUGGAUGAUCACGGCACCUGAUCAGAGCCCAAGCACAUCGUCAGAAUUAAGUGCGCCAUGGCAAACAUAUGCCUCAGGGUCGCCAAUGAGCACGCAAUUUUCGCCAUUUACAUCUGUAGCACAAUCUCCGUCUGGCUGGCCACCUGGGACCUCUGAAUCUAUACCUCAAGGAAACGUUGAUACGGCUUGGGGUCAUUUUGCACCACCGGCGCGGUCCAUGUCGUACGGGGGAGAGCCCCUCAACAACAAUCACCCUUCUCAAUACUCUUUGAUGGCCCCCGGUCGCCAAUUCGAGCGAAGAUCAUCUGCCUUGUCCGACGCAUACACCACUUCCAUGAAUGGUGUGGUUCCUGGGUUUGAUGGCUCGAACGUGAACACACCAAUACCCUUUCCACCCGGGGCAGUACCCCCUGCGAACUACACAACGUGGGACCAAACAAACGCAUACACCGACUACACAUAUAUGAAAGGCCAUGAAGCCUACGGUCACGACUGGUCGCAGGCGAAUAGGGGGCAAGAUCAUGGGCUCCAGCUUCCCAAUGAUGGGCAGCAAGUUAUGAACAACGCGCCACUCAUGAACUUAUAUCAGUCACAAUAA
This is a messenger RNA of Fusarium venenatum, 1380 nucleotides long. RefSeq lists its product as uncharacterized. Gene Ontology annotation, molecular function: zinc ion binding; DNA-binding transcription factor activity, RNA polymerase II-specific. Lineage: Eukaryota; Fungi; Ascomycota; Sordariomycetes; Hypocreales; Nectriaceae. The record is from RefSeq and is a predicted model, not a curated record. Gene Ontology annotation, biological process: regulation of DNA-templated transcription.